AUGUCAGCCGCUGGUUCGAGUGAUAUUCUACAAAAUAUACCAGUUGGAAGUCGUGAACAUCUGGUACCAAUUCGAUCAAGGUCGACAGUAUUCAAGAAAAAGCGUGUAUAUGGAUUGAAAUUAGUAAUAUGUUUAGUAGUUUUAAUUAUACUUUUAUUUAUAGCUGUAAUUACUUUAUCCGUAAUAUAUGCAAAAUCAAUACGUCACCGGCCAAAGGCAAUAUGUGAAAGUAUUGAAUGUAUACGGUCUGCAGCAAAUUUAGCAAUGUCUAUGGACAGAACAGCAAAUCCCUGUGAGGAUUUUUAUCAAUUCACAUGUGGACACUGGGGCGAUGAACAUCCAAAACCAGAUUCUCGAUUGGGAUAUGAUUGGUUUUCUGAUCGACAAAUCCACAUAUAUCGUCAACUACGAUCAUUUUUACAACGUAAUAAUUCCAAAGAAGAGCCUUUGCCGGUUCAACAAGCUAGAGAUUUAUAUAAAUCUUGUAUGGAUACUGAUGCAAUGGAUGCUUUGAAGUUUGAACCAAUUUAUAAUUUUGUGGAAUCAAUAGGCCUACCACGAAUCCCCCAUUUUUUCAAUAUAUCAAGUGAAAAGAAUUUGGAAAAUUUUCAUUUUAAUUGGAUUGAAAUUGUAGUAAAUGUAAAGCGUAAAAUUAGGAAAGAUAUAUUUCUUGGAUUUUCCAUCAUUCCCGAUCCAAGAAAUCGUUCUGUGAAUCGUAUGACAAUGGGAUUUCCAUAUAUAGUUGAUCCAUUUCCUAGCGAUGAUAACGAUAACGAUGAUGAAAGCAAUGAUUUAGGUAAAGAUGAUGAUGAUGAUAAAGAUGAUAAUAAUCCGAUUACUGCAGCAUAUGUAGUAUAUUUACAAACUGUGAUGCGAACUAUUAUUUUAAACUCGAAUAUUACUGAAGUGCCUUCAAAUUUUGAUGAAAGUGUUGUGAAAGCUGUGAGUGUAUGUAGAAACGUAUCGAAAGGACUUUAUAAGAUAAUUAACGAAGGUAAUGCCACUGUCCGAAAUGAAACAAGUGAAGAUGAUUUUGAUUUGAUUGAUAUCACUGUUGAUGAAUUACAAAAUUUAACUGAUAACUACCUCAUACAAAACAAUGCUAUACCAACAGAAAUUUGGCGUACAUAUUUAACGCUUUUGUUUAAUGAUACAGGCGUAGAAUUAAAUUUAAACACUACCGACCAAUUAUUAGUUAAUUCAGCUGAUCUUGAAUACUUACAAUUAAUUGCUGAAUAUCUAUCAAAAUUACCACAUAUCGUAUUAGAAUUAUUUACAUGGUGGGCAGCAAUUGAAAAUAUGCUUAUACACACGACGAGUGAAAUACGUGAAUUAAAACAAAAGUUGUAUAUUUUAUACACCAAUCUAGAAGAAACACGUUUAAGAUCAUUUCACUGCACGAACGUGGUUGAUUCCUUAAUGGGUAUGGCUGCUAGUUAUUCAAUAGCAAAUGAAUCAUUUUUAACAGAUACAAAACCAAAAGUACAAGCAAUGUUUAAUGAUAUAAAAAGUGCCUUUAAAAAAUUAAUACAUAAAAAUAAUUGGAUGGACCGAAAAACAAAAAUGGCAACAAUUGAAAAAUGUGAAAAUAUGCGCAGUUUAAUCGGAUUUCCAGAAUGGAUAUUGGAUAGUAAAGGAUUAAGUUACUAUUAUGAAGGCUUUGUAAUAAAUUCAACACAACACUUGAAUAACAUGAUUGGUAUUUUACAACUAACAAGUAUGUAUAUGUUACGAAGAUUACAUAAACCGAACGCCAUUACGUGGGCAACAAUACCUACUGAAGUGAAUGCUUUCCAUGCUUUUCAAAUGAACACAAUCACGGUACCAAUGGCAAUUUUACAAUAUCCGUUUUAUAAUUUGGGAUUAGAAGCUUUAAACUAUGGAGCAAUUGGUUCAAUAUUAGGACAUGAAUUAACACAUGGUUUUGAUGAUAAUGGACGACAAUUUGAUAAACAUGGUAAUCUAUUUAAUUGGUGGACAGAUGAAACAGCCGAAGAAUAUAUAAAUCGAACACAAUGUUUUGUUAAUCAAUACAACAGUUAUAUUGUACCUGAAAUCAAUAAACAUAUAAAUGGGAAACAAACUUUAGGUGAAAAUAUAGCAGAUAAUGGUGGAUUGGCUGAAACAAUACAAGCUUAUAAAUUAUAUCAACAACGAAAUGGAAUUGAACCAAUGUUGCCUGGAUUUGAAGAAUUUUCACACUUACAGCUACUAUUUAUUGCUUAUGGAAAUCUUUGGUGUGAAGUAGGAACUCCAGAAUAUUAUAAACUAAAUUUGGAUAGUGAUUCACAUUGUCCAGGUAGAAUACGUUUACAUGGUGCCGUUAGUAAUAUGAAAGAAUUUGCAAGUUCGUUUAAAUGUCCGAAAGGUUCACCAUUGAAUCCAAUCGAAAAACGCUGUAGCUUAUGGUAA
Chrysoperla carnea is the source of this 2412-nucleotide messenger RNA. Its product is annotated as endothelin-converting enzyme homolog. Gene Ontology annotation, biological process: protein processing. Lineage: Eukaryota; Metazoa; Arthropoda; Insecta; Neuroptera; Chrysopidae. Gene Ontology annotation, molecular function: metalloendopeptidase activity. The transcript is spliced from 13 exons. Gene Ontology annotation, cellular component: plasma membrane. The record is from RefSeq and is a predicted model, not a curated record. The coding region runs from base 1 to 2412 and encodes 803 amino acids.